CGGCGGCGACAAAUCUCAGCGAGCGCGAAUAUGUCAUAUCUGCUCUCGCACCUGCACUCCGGCUGCGCCGUGGACCAGGCCAUCCUCGCCGAGGAGGAGCGCCUAGUGCUAAUCCGCUUCGCCCACGACUGGGACGAAACUUUUAUUUACGGCCAAUUAUUUUAUUACUUUGUGCGAGGAAUCCAAUUUUUUAGCGGUUUUAUAUUAUUGAUUGCAGACUUGCAGUUUAACUUUUUAGCAGGCUUUUGUUCUACAUCAACCUAGAAUGGCUGUAUGUUGUUGACUUCAUUACGAGUUUCUGACUAUCUACUUGUUCAUGUUUAGAUGGAUGAGGUGCUGUCAGGGGUGGCUGAGACCAUCAAGAACUUUGCCGUGAUCUACCUUGUUGACAUCACCGAGGUUCCUGACUUCAACACCAUGUACGAGCUGUACGACCCGUCAACGGUCAUGUUCUUCUUCCGCAACAAGCACAUCAUGAUUGAUCUUGGGACAGGAAACAACAACAAGAUCAACUGGGCAAUGAAAGACAAGCAAGAGUUUGUUGACAUCGUGGAGACUGUUUACAGAGGAGCUCGUAAGGGCCGUGGUCUGGUGAUUGCUUCCAAGGAUUACUCCACCAAAUACCGGUACUGAGGUAUCU
This is a messenger RNA of Triticum aestivum (bread wheat), 640 nucleotides long. Its product is annotated as thioredoxin-like protein YLS8. The transcript has a single exon. Gene Ontology annotation, biological process: mRNA splicing, via spliceosome. The record is from RefSeq and is a predicted model, not a curated record. The coding region runs from base 325 to 633 and encodes 102 amino acids. NCBI's taxonomy places the organism in Eukaryota, Viridiplantae, Streptophyta, Magnoliopsida, Poales, Poaceae. Gene Ontology annotation, cellular component: U4/U6 x U5 tri-snRNP complex; U5 snRNP; spliceosomal complex.